UGUACAUUAGAAGGUACAACUUCCGGAAAUAUUAUAAACUUGGGCCUGCCCAUGUGAAACAUAGCAGUGAUAGUCGUACCUGAAGGAUUACAGCACCGAAAGCAUGGCCGAGAACGACGUUGAGACUGAACUGUUGGACUACGAGGAUGACGAAGAGCCGCAGACCGCCCCGGAGACCGCGACCCCCGUGGGCAAGAAGGAGGUCAAGGGCUCCUACGUCUCCAUCCACAGCUCCGGCUUUCGCGACUUCCUGCUCAAACCAGAACUUCUCCGUGCCAUCGUCGACUGUGGCUUCGAACAUCCAUCCGAAGUCCAGCACGAAUGCAUUCCUCAGGCCAUUCUUGGGAUGGACAUCCUGUGUCAGGCCAAGUCUGGUAUGGGCAAAACGGCCGUGUUUGUGCUCGCCACCCUGCAGCAGAUCGAACCCAUUGACGGGCAGGUGGCCGUCCUGGUGAUGUGCCACACGCGUGAGCUGGCCUUCCAGAUCAGCAAGGAGUACGAGCGCUUCUCCAAGUACAUGCCCACCGUCAAGUGCGCCGUCUUCUUCGGUGGCCUGUCCAUCAAGAAGGACGAGGAGGUGCUGAAAAAGAACUGCCCGCACAUUGUGGUGGGCACGCCGGGGCGCAUCCUUGCCCUGUCGCGCAACAAGACCCUCACCCUGAAGAACUGCAAGCACUUCGUCCUGGACGAGUGCGACAAGAUGCUCGAGCAGCUGGACAUGCGCCGUGACGUGCAGGACAUCUUCCGGCUGACGCCCCACGAGAAGCAGUGCAUGAUGUUCAGCGCCACCCUCAGCAAGGAGAUCCGGCCCGUCUGCCGCAAGUUCAUGCAGGACCCCAUGGAGGUGUUUGUGGACGACGAGACCAAGCUGACUCUGCACGGCCUGCAGCAGUACUACAGCAAGCUGAAGGACAGCGAGAAGAACCGCAAGCUCUUCGACCUGCUGGACGUGCUCGAGUUCAACCAGGUGGUGAUCUUUGUGAAGUCGGUGCCUCGCUGUGUGGCUCUGUCCCAGCUGCUAGUGGAGCAGAACUUCCCUGCCAUUGCCAUCCACAGGGGCAUGGACCAGGAGGAGAGGCUGUCGCGCUAUCAACAGUUCAAAGACUUCCAGCGGCGGAUCUUGGUGGCCACUAACCUGUUUGGCCGAGGUAUGGACAUCGAGCGGGUCAACAUCGUCUUCAACUACGAUAUGCCCGAGGACUCUGACACUUACCUGCACAGGGUGGCGCGUGCAGGCCGCUUCGGCACAAAGGGUCUGGCCGUCACGUUCGUGUCGGAUGAAACUGACGCCAAAAUCCUGAACGACGUGCAAGACCGGUUUGAGGUGAACGUGGCUGAGCUGCCAGAGGAAAUCGACAUUUCCACCUACAUCGAGCAGUCCAGAUGAGCGGUCCGAACCACCUCUGUGGACCCCGCAGAUCCCUGUUGUUACCCCACCGACACCCGCCCCACCCUGCGUAACCUCACCCCAGGUUUUUUUUUAUUAUAUAAUUAUUUUAUUCCAUCCGUUUUAUUUUUACUCCUCUGAGCUUUCGCUGUUUAUUGGCGUGGUGGCAGGUGCCAUUUCGGCACGAAGGAUUUGGCGUUCGUGUCAGACGAAACGGACGCCAAACCCCUUAGAUCGUCCACGUCUCCUAACGGUUUCCAUCUCCUCCUUCUCUCACUCACCAAGUGUCUGUAAACAGAUUUAACGUUUUAUUUUACUGUACCCUUGGCAGAAAGUCAGGUGUUAUCAAUCGUGGUCGUUCAUUGGUUUUAAAAGGAAAUUAAAAGAUUUUAUACAAUG
Messenger RNA from Clupea harengus (Atlantic herring), 1786 nucleotides. RefSeq names its product DExD-box helicase 39Aa (gene ddx39aa). NCBI's taxonomy places the organism in Eukaryota, Metazoa, Chordata, Actinopteri, Clupeiformes, Clupeidae. Gene Ontology annotation, molecular function: nucleic acid binding; ATP binding; RNA helicase activity. The record is from RefSeq and is a predicted model, not a curated record.